CCAGACACGGUUACAGAGAUCGCGCGAUUUCCAGGAGGGCAAUCUCUUUCUCUCACUAGGAUUCAUCUCCAGCUUGAUCUUAAGUUUUGAAGUGAUUUCGCGGACGAAGAUCCUAGCCUGUUGUUGAUCACUUGUUUCAUUUCUCGAUCUAGUUUGAAUCUUCAAGGCUCCUCGCUCGGUUGUGUCCAUUUUCCUCUUGCAAAAAUGCCUCUCAGACUGGAUAUAAAGAGAAAACUUGCUCAGAGAUCGGAAAGAGUAAAAUCAGUGGACUUGCAUCCAACAGAACCAUGGAUAUUGGCUAGUUUGUACUCGGGAACUGUGUGCAUAUGGAAUUACCAAACUCAGAUCAUGGUUAAGUCAUUUGAAGUCACUGAGUUACCAGUGAGAUCUGCAAAAUUCAUUGCUCGCCAGCAAUGGGUAGUUGCUGGUGCUGAUGACAUGUUUAUCCGCGUUUAUAAUUACAAUACAAUGGACAAGGUCAAAGUAUUUGAAGCACACACAGAUUAUAUUAGGUGUGUGGCAGUUCAUCCUACUUUGCCUUAUGUGUUGUCAGCUUCUGAUGACAUGCUUAUCAAGCUAUGGGAUUGGAAGAAAGGUUGGGUUUGCACUCAAAUUUUUGAAGGCCAUUCUCACUAUGUAAUGCAAGUGACUUUUAAUCCAAAAGAUACCAACACUUUCGCAAGUGCUUCUCUUGAUCGCACGAUAAAGAUAUGGAAUCUGGGUUCACAAGAACCAAAUUUUACAUUGGAUGCCCAUUUGAAAGGUGUAAAUUGUGUAGAUUACUUUACAGGUGGUGAUAAACCUUAUCUCAUAACUGGUUCUGAUGAUCACACUGCUAAGGUGUGGGACUACCAAACCAAGAGUUGUGUUCAGACGCUUGAAGGUCAUACCCACAAUGUUUCAGCUGUGUGUUUCCAUCCUGACCUUCCCAUAAUAAUAACAGGUUCUGAAGAUGGUACAGUUCGUAUAUGGCAUGCUACCACUUACAGACUUGAGAACACAUUAAAUUACGGCCUUGAAAGAGUUUGGGCUGUUGGCUACAUAAAAGGGUCACGUAGGGUUGUAAUUGGUUAUGAUGAAGGAUCCAUUAUGGUCAAAAUUGGCAAAGAAGUCCCUGUGGCUAGUAUGGAUAACAGUGGAAAAAUCAUAUGGGCCAGGCAUAAUGAGAUACAGACCGUGAACAUUAAAAGUGUUGGAGCAGAUUAUGAGGUUACUGAUGGAGAAAGAUUACCUUUGGCAGUGAAAGAGCUUGGAACUUGUGACCUUUAUCCACAAAGCUUGAAGCAUAACCCUAAUGGGAGGUUCAUUGUUGUCUGUGGAGAUGGUGAGUACAUCAUAUACACUGCUUUGGCAUGGAGGAAUAGAUCAUUUGGUUCGGCACUGGAGUUUGCUUGGUCAUCAGACGGAGAAUUUGCUGUUAGAGAAAGCACAUCCAAGAUUAAAAUAUUUAGCAAAAAUUUCCAGGAAAAGAAGAGUAUUCGCCCAACCUUUUCUGCUGAGCGUAUUUAUGGAGGAUUGCUGCUGGCCAUGUGCUCUAAUGAUUUUAUUUGUUUUUAUGAUUGGGCCGAGUGCAGGUUAAUUAGAAGGAUUGAUGUCAAUGUCAAAAAUCUCUAUUGGGCUGAUGGUGGCGAUUUAGUGGCAAUUGCCAGUGAUACAUCAUUUUAUAUAUUGAAGUACAGCCGUGAUGCAGUUACCUCAUAUUUAGAUAGCGGAAGACCAGUGGAUGAGCUAGGAGUUGAGGAUGCAUUUGAGCUUAUAUAUGAAAUAAAUGAACGAGUCAGGACAGGAAUAUGGGUUGGGGACUGUUUUAUAUACAACAACUCUUCUUGGAAACUUAACUAUUGUGUUGGUGGUGAGGUGACAACAAUGUUCCAUUUGGACAGACCUAUGUACUUGCUAGGGUAUUUAGCUAAUCAAAGUAGGGUGUAUUUGAUUGACAAAGAGUUCAAUGUUAUAGGGUACACGUUACUUCUCAGCUUGAUUGAAUAUAAAACACUUGUUAUGCGUGGUGACUUGGAAAGAGCCCGCGAGAUCUUACCUUCAAUUCCUAAGGAACACUAUAAUAGUGUGGCUCGUUUCUUGGAGUCCCGAGGAAUGGUAGAGGAUGCCUUGGAAGUAGCUACAGAUCCUGACUACAAAUUUGAACUUUCUAUACAACUGGGUAAACUAGAUGUUGCAAAAGAAAUCGCUGCAGUUUCACAAAGUGAAUCAAAGUGGAAGCAACUAGGUGAAAUGGCAAUGUCUACAGGAAUGUUUGAGAUGGCUGAGGACUGUCUAAAGAGUGCAAUGGAUUUGAGUGGUUUGUUGCUGCUUUAUUCCUCUUUAGGAGAUGCCGAGGGGAUCAAGAACCUUGCAUCUCUUGCCAAAGAUCAGGGAAAAAACAAUGUUGCAUUCGUUUGCCUAUUCAUGCUGGGUGAAUUGGAAGACUGCUUACAGCUGUUCAUUGACAGCAAUAGGAUACCUGAAGCUGCUUUGAUGGCUCGGUCUUAUCUUCCAAGCAAGGUCCCGGAGAUUGUUGCAAUAUGGAGAAAAGAUCUGAAUAAGAUCAAUCCAAAAGCAGCCGAGUCUUUAGCUGAUCCCGAGGAGUAUCCUAAUUUAUUCGAGGACUGGCAAGUUGCUUUGGAGGUUGAAUUAAAAGCAGCGGAGACAAGGGGUACCUAUCCUCCAGCAGGGGAAUAUGUAAACUAUUCAGGUAGACCACAUAUUAACCUUGUUGAAGCCUUCAGAAAUAUGCAUGUAGAAGAAGAUGAUGACAACGAGUUAGCACUUGAAAACGGAGGGUUGGAUCAAGAGGAGGUUGAGGAAAACGUGGAUGAGGUAGAAGAAGAGGUGCAAGGAGGAGAGGCUGACACAGUGGAUGAAGACUCUAAUGAGGGCGCAGUACUCAUCAAUGAAAACGAGGCUGAUGAAGAGUGGGUUACAAACAGUGAAGGAAAGAGAUCGGAAUGACCACAAUUUUCUUCUUUUUUAGUUUGUCCAGUUGGUUUUGUUAUGAUUGCGGACAAAGAGAGAUUGGAUUGUCGUCGAUUAUAUAUUUAGUCUGUACUUAACUACCAGCAUUGUGAUUUUGUAGGAAAGGAAUUUUGUCUUGAAUGUAAAACCAGAUUAAGACACAACAAAAUUCUCAGAUUAUUUACUUUA
Molecule: messenger RNA, 3141 nt
Organism: Impatiens glandulifera
Lineage: Eukaryota; Viridiplantae; Streptophyta; Magnoliopsida; Ericales; Balsaminaceae
Product: coatomer subunit beta'-2
Exons: 24
Coding region: 205-2949 (914 amino acids)
Biological process (GO): intracellular protein transport; retrograde vesicle-mediated transport, Golgi to endoplasmic reticulum; endoplasmic reticulum to Golgi vesicle-mediated transport
Cellular component (GO): COPI vesicle coat
Molecular function (GO): protein binding; structural molecule activity
Source: RefSeq, a predicted model, not a curated record